This is a messenger RNA of Lactuca saligna, 1782 nucleotides long. The record is from the annotation of a GenBank genome assembly. Lineage: Eukaryota; Viridiplantae; Streptophyta; Magnoliopsida; Asterales; Asteraceae.
AUGCCUGAGAAAUCUCAUCCCAACAACAACGGAAAAGCUGUACAAUCCAUAGAACCUCACCAAUCUUCAUGGCUCACACAUUGGACAGGAACACGAUUUGAAUCAAGCACACAUGUUCCUUCAACUCGCCUUAUUCAAAACAAAGAAGAUGAUUUUGAUAUGAAGAUACACACGAAGGGAGUUGACAUAGCAUCCGAUAGCUGUGGAUCUUCAAAAGGGAUCAACGAUUUGGAAUUAGCAAUGAGUUUAAAGAAACCAGGUACUCAAUCUUUCCCAUUUUUCAAACGAGGUCAAGAAAGUGGGAGAAGUUUCAUAAUGAACGAAGGAAGUCAAGCUCAAGGAUUAGGACCUCAAGUUUCUCACAAGAAAUCAACAGCUGGUUUGAAUAUAGGAUCUUCAUCAAGAGAAUGUCAUUUUCAACGUGAAGAAGCAUCACAAAUUCCUUCUGAACAGGUGAAGUAUCACAUGUUUUUUGGUGAAAGCCAAACAACCCAUGGACAAGAAAACAUGAGCCAGCUUAAAACCAUAUUCGCAUCCAAAAACCACUUGCCAAAAACUAAUUCAGUAGCCAUGGAACAAGAACACAAGAUGUCAUCUUUUUUAAGACAAGAUAAUGCAUCCCUUUUGAAGACUGACCCUUCUACAAGCAGCAAUUCUUCACCUUCUUUAAUUGCAGAACAAUACAAAAGGAUGCAAAAACAUAUUGGAAUGGGAUUCUUUCCACAUCAAAGUUGUCCAGAAGUGAUCAAACCAGGGACAAUGCAGUCAUUUCAAAAUGUUUCUCACAGUUUUUCAAGGACAACUCACAGUGUGUUAAUCACAAAACAGACUGAUGUUAAAGUGUAUCAAGAAAAGCAGAUCUUUAGGGAGUCCAUGGUAUCUACUCGGCUUAAAGAAGAAACUGUAAGGGAGGUCAACCACAGCCCUGCAUAUUUUGCUAAUAGUCAACGAGGGGUAAAGCUUCAACUUUUGGAGUCUUCAGAUCAAGAAUCUCAGGAAAAGAUUGAAGAUGUUCAAAAAAAUGAGUCAUCAGCUGAUACUGACACCAUGGAUAUGGAAUCUUUCAAGGAGAAUCAUCUUUCUGGUGUACAAUUCUCCCCACAAACCAAGGAGAUGACAAUGGAGUCAAAUAUUCCCAUUUUACCCUUGUCAAAACCAAAAGACACACACAGAAAACGUAAAAUGGAACUCCCGGAUAUUAACCUAGAAAUUUCCUCUCUCCCAGCUUCAUCAAGCUCAACCGAAAAAGAAAAAGAAAAAGAAAAAGAAAAAGAAAAAAGCGACCCAUGCACCUCAAGAACACAAAGCCUAGACAUCAACCUUGGCCACACAACUAACUCAAACUCAAACUCAUGUGGCCACACAACUAACCAUGGUUCAGAGCCAGGUAGCCGUUGGAUCAAACGCCUCAAGCUGACCGGGUCGGGUUUUCUUCCAAAAACUUCACCUGACAACAAGCGUUUUACAAAAGUAAAAGUGGGCCCACCAUCAGAAACUACGAUAGCUGAAUCUAGUGAUCGUCAUAAUAAUAAUAAAGAGGUGGUUGGACUUUCGAAUGCUUGGAUUCAAAGAUGGAGUAGUAAUCAGGGGCAAAAGAGUCCGGUGGUGGAAAGAAUUGAAAAGGGAGAAUGUAAAGUGGGGCCUCCGGAGGAAGAUGAGAAAAAGCAGUUUCCGAGUAUUGCUGCAAUGGCGUUGAUGGGGAAGGCCAUGAGUGGGUUUCAACAGUGUAAGUUUCAGAAAAGGGAAUCGUUUAUGGUUUGGAAUACAAAAGGUUUUGAGUAA